Molecule: messenger RNA, 1572 nt
Organism: Prunus avium (sweet cherry)
Lineage: Eukaryota; Viridiplantae; Streptophyta; Magnoliopsida; Rosales; Rosaceae
Source: RefSeq, a predicted model, not a curated record
UGCUUGGAAGAUGUUGGUUAUGAAUAUUAUAACGAACUAGUUUGGAGAUCUUUUUUCCAAGAAGAAGAAAAAGAUGAGUUUGGUAUAAUAAAAAGCUGUAAAAUGCAUGAUCUCAUGAAUGAACUUGCUGUUAAAGUGGCAGGGAAGGGAAGCACAAUAAUAGAUCGCAAUAAGACUGAUUUUGAUGCAAAACGUCUUCUUCAUGUAUCUUUUGAUUUUGAUGUUGAUUCGUCGAAAUGGAAAAUACCAACAUCCUUGCUGGAAUCAAAUAAGCUAAGGACUUUCCUUUUCCUGAGCCAAAACUGGGAGUGGUGGCUGAAGUCAUUCCAUAAGUCAUUUUGUGCUACAAUUGCUUCAAAUUUUAAGUCAUUGCGUAUGUUGAGUUUGAAUGGAUUGAAUAUUACAACAUUACCAAAAUGUCUUAGGAAAAUGAAACAUUUAAGAUAUCUUGAUCUUAAUGAUAACCAAAAAAUGGAGAGACUUCCAAAUUGGAUAGUCAAACUUCAAAAUUUGGAAACACUAGAUCUCUCAGGAUGUGGCUCUCUUAUGGAAUUGCCUAGAGAUAUCAAGAAAUUGAUCAACUUGAGACAUCUCAUUUUGAAAAGAUGUCAUAAAUUGGCUCGGAUUCCUGGUGGAUUGGGUGAAUUGACUCGUCUUCGUACUUUGAGUAGAUUUGUUUUGAGCAAAAGCAAUUCCAAGUUGAGGGACAGUGCAGGGCUCAGUGAGUUGGGGAAGCUGAAGGAUUUAAGAGGAGAGUUGGAGAUCAGAAAUUUGAGGUACAAGAAAGAUAUGGUGUCAGAAUUGAAUUAUGAUGGUGCAGUUUUGAAGGAGAAACGACAUCUCUAUUCGUUGACUUUACAUUGGAUGCUCAUCGAAAGAGAAAAUAGUGCUGCGGUUGAGGAGGAGAGUGAUGUAAUUAUUAACUCAAUGGAAGCGCUGCAGCCCCAUUCAAGUCUAAAACAGUUAACCGUGGAGUACUAUAUGGGUGCGAGGGUUGCGAGUUGGUUUCUCUCUCUCUCAAAUAUUGUUAAUCUCAAAUUGUUUGGCUGUGUUAGAUGCCAACAUCUUCCACCGUUGGAUCAUUUACCUCUUCUUAAGAGUCUAGAGCUUUUAAGUUUAACGAAUUUGGAGUACAUAUCAGCAGAAGACAAGGUUAAGGACUUUGCGAGUGAUGAGAUGAUGAUGAUGUCAGCUGCUUCUCCAUCGAUGACCUUCUUUCCCUCCUUGGAUAGUCUUCGUCUAAGUCAUUGCCCUAAUCUCAAGGGAUGGUGGAGGAAUGAAACAGCUUCAGCUUCAGCUUCUUCAUUUCCUUGUCUUUCUACUUUAAUUAUAGGUGAUUGUCCUAACCUAACUUCCAUGCCGUUGUACCCAAAUCUUGAUAAACUGCUGUUAGAGAGAAGCAGCUGGAAGGUCCUUCCCUCCUCCUCUGUUCUCUCCAAAUUAAAAUAUCUGGAGAUUUGCAGCGUUGGGGAUAUAGAAUACGUGCCAGAAGAUAUUGGCAACCUCACAUUACUUGAGGAGCUUGAAAUUAAAGAUUGCCCUAAUUUGGUAUCACUACCAGAUCAAGGGAUG